Amoebophrya sp. A120 is the source of this 2002-nucleotide messenger RNA. The record is from the annotation of a GenBank genome assembly. Lineage: Eukaryota; Dinophyceae; Syndiniales; Amoebophryaceae.
CGUCAAACAAGAAGUUCCGCACACAAGAAAAGUCGUCAACAUCCGCGCUUUGCGUACUUGUCGCAGUAUAGAGAUGACGCGAACGCGGACUUGUGCGUGAGAACUCAGCCAUGACGGUCGAUACACAAACUGCACUUCUGGCCGGGGGCUUUGCCGGCACGACGGUGGACGUUGCCCUGUUCCCCAUGGACACGCUGAAGACACGUCUCCAGGCGAAAGACGGUUUCUGGAAAAGCGGUGGCUUCAGCGGCAUCUACCGAGGCUUGUCCAUCACGGCGAUCGGAUCGUGGCCCAAUGCCGCCCUGUUUUUCGCCACGUACGAAUUCCUAAAACCGAAACUACUCUCCGCAAUCGAGUACUGGACCGUGAAGCCGAGCGCGAGGCAAUUAUCGACUGGGAAUAAUAGUACUGCAGUGACCGCACCGCGGCAUUUGCAGUGGCGAAAUGACUUGAAUGAGAAGUACAAACACCGAUAUAACGGGGGAGCGGACGCGUUUGAUGAGCGAAUGCGACAGGAAAGUGGUGUUGCCGAAGGCUGUUCACACGACGAGCGACAACAGCAUGAUGGAGCAACUGCUUCCUCUAGCGGAAAGAAAACACCUCCAAUUUCUAUCGAGCAAAGUUCCACCAUGCACUUCAGCAGCAAAUACUCGUGGCUUGCGCAUUCCACGGCGGCGGCGUCCGGGGAAAUUGCUGCUUGUUUGAUUCGAGUGCCGACUGAAAACAUCAAGCAGAAGAUGCAGGUGACCGCCGAGAAAUCCCUAUCGCAAACCGCGCAGAUGAUUUUCGACGGGAACGGGCGGGGCUCAGUGCGCGGGUUCUACGCGGGCUUAUCCUCCACCAUCGCACGGGAGGUUCCGUUUGCAUUCAUCCAGUUUCCGAUUUACGAAGGGCUGAAACUCCAUCUCGCUGUGAAUGUGUGGAAGUGCGGGUCCUAUCCUGAGUAAAAACGUACCCACACCAGAGUCACGUUGGCAAAUCUGCUAGACAAAUCACACAGCUUUGGUCGUUUGGCAUGACAAGUUUGUCCUCGUAGUGUAAUCCUGUUUCGCUAGCUCAGAAGCAUUACAGAUCUAGCCUACAAUACUGAUUCUAGCAUAACAAAUUCCAAAACAUAAAUAGAAAAUGCUUCUCAUAGGGCUCUACAUGAGAAACUUUUUUGGCAUGCAGAAUUGCAUGACAACUCUGGGGUGGGUACGUUUUUACAUAGGAUAGGUCCGUCGCGGAACUCAACCCGCUCAUCGUAUUGUGAGGAAAAAUCCCCCCUCCCCAUAUCGAAAACGAAAUCUGUGUUGCUGUAUUUGAGUACACAAAUCGAUUUGUAUUGCUAGAAGGCCAAGAGACGUAGUUGUUCCCUCGUUUGGAGGCAGUUUGUUAUGCUGUUUCCCGUUUCCAGGAAAUUUCUGUCAUGCCAAAGCCGCAAGGCGUUUCUGCGGCAGCCAGCACUACAGUCCGCAUCUCUUCCAUUCUAGCAUUACAACGCGAUUUGUGACCGCAAAUCAGCAUCACAAAUUUCCAUUUUGCUUUGGGGUGGGGGCUUUUUUCACUUUGAUACAUCGGCGCAGCGUGCGGCAGUUUCGGAGGCGCGAUCGCGGCCUUUUUCACGUGCCCUAUGGACGUUGCGAAAACAAGGCUGAUGACGGCGAAGACGAGACAAAUUCGCGACAUGACGAUGCGGGGCAUGCUGCGGAAGAUCGUAGCGGAGGAAGGAUUCAGUGCUCUCUUUUGCGGCGUGGUCCCGCGGGUUUUGUGGGUCGGGGCGGGAGGCUUUAUCUUCUUCGGCGCGUACGAGUUCGCAAAAAGCGCACUACUGGACAAUGCUGUUGCAGUUCCUUCGCAAAGCAAAACAAAACACACUGCUGUGAACGGUGGGUCAUCUCUUUCAGGCGAGGACGUGGUCUUUAUGAAAUUGCAAAUAGGUCGCGCUGAGGGGUAGUGGGAGGAGAAUGUGGUUGCUCGGGUGCAACUAGAGUCUGUUCGAGCGCUCGUGCGUAUUUCCAAC